CAGAGAGUCUCCAGGCUUCCUCACAUCUCCUCCAGACUCCACCAGCUGCACCUGGGACCAGGCACCUGAAAAUCAAGUUAUGAAGCAAGAGUAACUAGUAUCAGGAUGGGAUCGAUGCAGUUGUCCCCUCCAUGUCCUGGCCUCCAAGUGUGCCAAAUACCUUCCAGCACUGCUGCCAGGACAAGGAGGUGGAGCCCAGGUCCCAUCUUUGUUGGCUGUGGAGGUGAAGCUCUGGAGGUGAUGGCCAGUCACUGCACAGACCCCACAGGCUUCAGGCUGCCUCUGUGGGUACAUCCCGGUAAGCCAGACACACAGCUUUAUAUGGGACGGCCUGCCCCCGAUUUGCAUCUCGCUCACCCUAUAAGCAGCACAGCUGCUUUCUCCUCAUGGUGGGAAGAGAUUGUGCUGGGGUGUGAACAGGGGUGUCAGGCCCUGCUACCUGGUGCCUUGCAGCCACUCCCAGACAAGGCUUCAUGGCCCUGAUUGUGCACAGCCUGCUCUUCACCCCUGUGGGCAGUUGGUGGGUGCUGGUUUCCUCGGAUGAGAUGGAAGGGAGAGGAAAUUUGGGGAUGGGAGUGAUUUAGGGGAAGUGGUAGCAGGUGGUUCUUGUGUAGCAUCUAGUAGGGAGACAAGGCACAGCAGAGGGUGAGAUUUUCCAAGGGGGUGGGGGUGGGGGGCAGUGACAAGCUGGUGCCCUGCCCCUGCCCAUUAGCUCACUGACCAUCCACCACCUCUCAAGCCCUGCUGCUGCCCCUCGCUCUGGACCCACUGACCCCAGCCCCUCACUCCCAAACAGCAGUCCCCUGCCUCCCACCCUGUGCUGGUGCCCCUCACUCCUGACCUGCAGCCCCUGCCCCUCCAGCACUGCCAGUAUCCCACACUGGACCCACAGCCUCUGCUCCCCCGACCCUGCUGGUGCUCCUCACUCCCGACCCGCAGACCUCUGCCCACCCCACUAGCCCUGCUGCCCAAGCAGCUCCCGCAUUACGCAUAUGCCCAGUCUCUCUCUCUUUCUUUACCUUGCUGGAGCUGGGAUGGGGAGCAUAUGACCCCCAACUGGCAAUCACCUUGCCUCAAACAGCCCGUCUUGGAGAGCAGAGGAACAGCAAAAAACCCAGACAUUUAUCUGCUUUUUAAAAACCCACCCAGACGCAGCACAGGGGGCCACAAAAGAGGACAUAUCUGGGAAAACCCAGACAUAUGGUAACCCUUUGCUGGAGCCCCCUCCACGUGUACACCUGGGUCCAUUGCCUGGUAAGGCAGCAGGCCCAGGGUCUCCCUGGGUUCGGAUAUGCUCUCCAAUGCCAAGGUUCCCGUUAUGGGAUGGGAGGGGGUUUGAAUGUCAGCCCCCAGCCACUAUCCACAGCAUUGAUUGGUGCCAUGUGUGCGGAGAUGGAGAGAGCCCCGAGGCAGACAGUGGAUCUCUGGUCUCCAGGCAAGGCACAGAUGGGUGGGGGAGGCUGAGAGAGAAGAGGGAGUGCUCAGGUUUGUACAUGGGCUAUGGGCUUGGCUGAGACAGCAUUAACAUGAGAUGUAGUCCCUGCACAGUGAGGAAUUCAGAGCUCAGGGCCUGGCAGAGGGGUGCAGUCUGGGUUGGGGAGGGGAGGGAGUCUAGGUGAUGGCAGUCCCUAAGAGAUGUGAGUGGGAAAUACUGCAAGUGUAGGUGCGCUGUUGCCACCGUACAAUCCAGUCUUUCAGAUCGGGGCCGGGUGGGGCUAGGUACAGCUCAGAGGCCCAGUUACUUUUGGGCGAGGGGUCCCCACCCUGUCCCAGCACCAAUCCCAGAACACCUGGUCUUGCUUACUGACAUCAGAGGGUGAUGGAGAAAGGGGGAGACCAGAGUAAAGAUCUGGGUGUCUCAGUCCUCUCAACAGGAAGCCUGAGCCUUCUCCAUCAGGUUUAUCCUCUUGGUGUAAAUAUUCUGGACGAAAUUAUCAAGGUUUUGCUCAAUCUGACCUUAGAUGACUGUGUCCUGAUCUGGGGGACCUGGGUCAUUUUCGUUCAUCAGUUGGGGGCUGUGAGCUUUGGGGAGGAAGCAGGAGGAAGAAGAAAGCAUCUGGUCCAUCUCUGAGUGGUCCCUAUGUGUUUGUGCAGGUUUUUUUUCCUUGAAAUACCAUGCUAUUUCCUUCUCCAUAAAUGGCGGAGAGCAGUCAGAGCUCCCUCACACAAUUUCCUUUUUCUCCAUUGAGAGUUGUAGUUUAAAGACCGUGGGUGUCACCGUGUGGCUGUUGCUUUCAAGGCAAGAGGAACAUUUUGUAUGAGCUGAGAUGGAUAUCUCACUGCUGUGAGCUGCACAGUAAUACUGAGCAGGGUCCUCAGGUCUCAGGCUGCUCAUGUCCAAGUGUGCCUGGCUCCCGGAGUUGUCUUGGGAGAUGGAGAAUCAUCCUUUCACAGGAUCUGCGUUGUAUUCUUUAUUGCUAUCCGAAUAGAUGACUGCAACCCACUCCAGCCCCUUCCCAGGAGCCUGUUGGCCCCAGUCCAUGCCGUAUCUCCUGAAAUCAAAUCCCGAGCCUGUGCAGGUGAGGCACAGAGAGUCUCCAGGCUCCCUCAAGGUCCCUCCAGACUCCACCAGCUGCACCUGAGACCAGACACCUGUAAAGAGAGUCACUUUUAACCAUGAGUAUGUUAUGGUAACGUGAGCUGGAUACGUUCCUGGGGGAGCGGGGAAACCUGCUCUGUCUGCCUACCUGACUAGUAUCACGUACCUGAGAGAGGGGCUUCCUUCCUGGUGGGCUAGAGUCUGCCCGGCAACUAGUGAUGUAUUUCAAGUUGGUUCACUUACAGCCAGCAGGUGCUGGCCUCCAUUGGACCAGGUAAGUCCGAUGGCACUGUGAGUACUACAAUGCGGUCAGCCUGUUGUCCCUUUAAUUGCUGUGGCCAGAGGCACCGAGUCAAGAGGCGCAGCCGAUAGCUUGCUUCCCAGAAGAGCUUGCUAUCCUGGUGGGGAGAGUGCUGGUUUAGAGGCUUGGUAUCAUGGGUUCAAAUCCCACCCUGGCAGUGUGAGUAAGCUGGUUUCUGGGAGAAGAUCUUUACUCCUGGGGCCCCUGACUCUUUCUUUGCUGUGCCCAGAGGCAUUGAGAUAAGAGGUGCACGCGACAGGUCUCUGAGAAGGAAAGCUUGCUGGCCUUGUGGGUGGGUUGCUUGUCUGCAGAGUGGGAAUAAUGGGUUCAAAUCCCACCCUGGCACUGUGAAUAAGCUGUUCUCUCGUUGAAGUUAUUUACUCCUGGGGCUCCUGACUCUUUCAUUGCUGUGGCCAGAGGCAUCGAGAUAAGAGGCGCACCCGACAGGUCAUCAGGAAGGAGAGUUUGCUGGCCUUGUGGGUGAGGUGCUGUCUUAAGACACUGGUUGCAUGGGUUCUAGUCCUGUGUGUGUCUGGGCUGGUGAGUGAUCCUGAGAGAGCCCAUGGCCUGGGUGCCCCCCUAGCUGUGCUGUUUGAGCGCACAGCAGCUGGGGUUGGCUCCAUGCUGCUUCUCAGCAUGACUUUGUUGGCGCAGGACCUUUUGGAGGUCACGGAGAGGUCGUCUGGGGGCGUCUGGUUUUGGCACUCCAAAUGUACAUGUACUGUGUACAGUUGUCCAGGUGAACGUGGAAGUCCAAGUCUCUGGUUUUGAGCCUCCCAGUGACUAAAAGGCAUACACAUAAUCAGUAACAGAGACGUGGACUUCUACAUUCACCUGGAUGACUGUACACUGUACAUGUACAUUUGGAGUGCCAAAACCGGACGCCCCCAGACCCGGGCGACCUCUCCGAUGACUGUACACUGGACGUACGACUGUACACUGUACACAGAAGUCUUAAUAAGUCAUCACCUGGGAAUUAACUGGGGAAACAAAUGUCCCAGGGAUGUUGAGAAAUCUCUGUCUCUCUCUCUCAACAAGAAGUAUUUUGAAAAGAUACAUCAGGCCUCAAAUAGAGCAGCCAAGAUAUCAUAAUUAACACACUCUUCGAUGGCUCCUAGGCACUGGCCAUACCACCUCCAUCUCACUGUUUCAAGUCUCUGGUGCUGAUAGCAUCAAGAAGUCUCAAUUUAUGGAGAAAGGGUUUUCUCGUUGGCUUUGGGCAGACGUUUCAAGCGAUUCAAAUUUAGAAAAUGGAGUUCAGAAUGGUAAAGGCAUAAUAUGGUUUAUUUUUGGUAAGGAGACUCCCAUGUAUUCUUCAAAAGGCAGACACUUAUAUGUUGUAUUAUGUUAUUGGGCAUUGCCACUUCUUUUCAAUUACUGAAGGAAUUGCCUCUUCAUCCUCCAGUGAAAGGCUGCCCACUUGUCUAAUUAUUUUUUUCUCAUUUGCCUUCUAUGAAGACCUAAAUGUCUGCCUAGCUCUAAAGUUUCUUAAGUAGCAACUGUAAUGAUGAUAUCUGAAGGUUGUCUCUGCUCACACUAUAUUUCUUUUCCUUUUUCUCUCCUGUUACUGAGGAGAGGGAGACAUGGGAGCGGUUUUCUCUCCGCCCCCCCCCCCCCUUUUUUUUCUAAAUGUGUGAUUUUGUGAGGUUUCUGUAGGGCAGAAGAAGUAGGAUUUACAACUUUGGAAGGCUCUGGAUUGUGUGGCCACCUUGACCAAUUCCAGGGGUCAUGUAUCAGUGGCUGAAGGACCAGUCUCCUACCCCUGAACAUCUCAAAAGUGAGGCGGCACGUUCCCAAACUCUGCUCCAGCGUGAGAGGGAAGAGAGAAGCCAUAGUCAUGAAGAAUAACACAGUGUUGACUGAAUUCAUCCUCCUGGGCUUUCCAGUGCUUCAAGGUCUGCACAGUGUGUUCUUCUCAGUCGUUCUGCUCAUGUACAUCCUAACCAUCCUAGGUAAUGGCCUCAUUGUUUUUAUUGUGAGAGCCAACCACAAGCUUCACACACCCAUGUACUUCUUCCUGAGCAACCUGUCCUUCCUGGAGAUCUGGUACACCACGACUGUGGUACCCAAAAUGCUAGAGACCUUUGUGGCCACCAAGACAACAAUCUGCAUCUACUGCUGCCUGGUCCAGGCAUUUGUCUACUUCUUCCUGGGCAGCACAGAGUUUUUCAUCCUCACAGUGAUGUCCUUUGACCGGUAUUUGGCCAUAUGCAAGCCCCUGCAGUAUGCCACCCUCAUGACCAACAGGGUCUGUUUCCAGUUGGCCUUUGGGGCUUGGUUUGCUGGUUUCAUGGCCAUCUUUUUCCAAACUAUUCUGGUCUUCCAGCUGCCCUUCUGCGACUCCAACAUCAUCAACCAUUUCUACUGUGACCUCGGACCAAUCUUAAAAAUAGCCUGCACGGACACCCACCUCAUUGAGCUGCUAGGGUUUCUUGCUGGUGGCACAGUCAUCCUCAGCUCUUUGCUUUUCACUGUGGUGUCUUACAUCUAUAUCAUUGCCACCAUCCUAGCCAUCCCUGCUUCUACAGGGCGCCGAAAGGCCUUCUCUACCUGUGCAUCCCAUCUGACUGUGGUCUCUAUACUGUACGGGGCUGUUCUUUUCAUGUACCUGAGGCCCAAUGUGCAUUCCUCCUUUGGUCUCAGCAAGGUGGUGUCUGUGCUGAACACAGUCUUGACCCCUCUCCUGAAUCCUUUCAUUUACACAAUAAGGAACAAAGAGGUGAAAGAGGCCUUCAGAAACAUACUGAACAGAAAAAGGAUGUAGGUGAGCCAUGAGAGUUUUUCUGGCAUGGAAAAUAGUGGUUUCCAAGGCUGCCAUUGUCUGAGGAGCAUAAGGGGUGUGACACCUUACGCCCAUGGUUUUGGAGAGUCUACCUCCAUUGAGAUGAGUGGGAUUUCCACUAGAUACGUAUCAAGGGGACCAAGACGUCUCCAAGCUGUCCAUAGCAGACAACAGUCCACCCUCUCUGCAGAGGGACAGCAAUCAUAAAUUAUUUCCAACUGAUGCUUUUCUCUGCAUACCUGGAGUUGCUUGGUUUCAGGGACCAUAGGCAGCAUGGAUACGUUGGCAAGGGAUAUGGGGUAGCAGAGUCCCUGAAGAGUAUAUGCGCUGGUAGAAGGCCCUAAUGAAAACACCUCUAUUUUACAAAUCUGAGCUUCACUCUUAGGGGUGGUUAUACUCUCCCACUGCAUCUCCAUCCACUCUGGUAUUCCUUUGCCCAAGAUACUACAAGUUCUCAUAUAGUGAUGUUCAGAGGAAUAGCAAACACAGAGAGUGCAUGGGACAGGGGGGCUCCCCAGGAGUGGGAGAAGCACCGUUCGACUUGCCUCCCAAGAUGCACUAUAUGGUGCAGCAUUGCACUGCCCGAGUCCUGUGGCUGGACAGGAGCAGUGAAGGGCUUCCCCCACCAAAACAAAGGCUUGUGGGGAAGAUAGGGGAUGGUAGAAGAUGCCCUCAUCCCCACUGCCAGGAGUCUUUGCAGCCAUGGGAUCAUAAUGGGGAUGGCAAUGACAGAAACAAGUGUUGCAGACAAGGAGCAAGGAGCACAGAUCCACACAGGAGACUAUAUUUUGGUGCUUGUCACCCUCACAAUGUAUUGCACAAAGCAGUUGACUGUGGGUUUCCACCACAGAGAUCUCGUAAGUGUGACAUUACCUCACGUAAGAUAUUUUGGUAUAAAAAGGGUCAUUGCAUAAAAGCGAAUUUGCACAUACAGAAUGUGCAUAAAGCCAGGGAAACCUGUUGUGCCCAAGUGCAGUGGGAAGCUGUUAUAGUGAAUAAUUGUUGACAGCACAGCCAGCUCUGUACCAGGCCUGCUCUGAGCAUCACUAAAAGUUGACUCCCCUCAGCCCUCCUUCACUCCCAGCUGCUCAGGAAAAAGGCCUAAGUCCUGUUUUGUCCCCAUUUCCUUCUCAGCAGUCAGGGCUAACCCCGUCUCGCAUUUGGCAUGUGUAGGAGUUUAAGUUAUGCUAGGUCAUAAUUAUGCUAUGUCAUAGGAAAGACACUGCAAAGGGCCUUGGGACUAACAGGCCUUACUGACCACUGGAUGACUUGAUAAAAUAUGCAAAGAUGAGGGGGAAAUGGUCAUUUAAAGUCAGGAAUAGCAGCUGAACAAGUGAGGAGAAAAAGUAAGGAGAAAAAGAGGUCAGCUGUACUGACCAGGAGUAAGAUGAAAGCACCUAGAUUAAGCAGAGAAUGAGCUAGAAAAGCCAUAAAUCAGCAGGGAGUGAUCUCUAGCUGGGAUGCCUGAACUUGGAAGGGGGGAGCUGAACUUGGCAAGGAAUGAGUUGCAGGUGUCUGGACAUGGCAAAGAUGCAAGAAAAAAGGGCCAAGUCUGCAGAGGGAGAGAGAGAUAGGAGUUGGCAUGGAGUGGGGACAUUCUGGCUAUAAAUACAGGGUGGGAGAGACACACUUUUGUAGCAAUUUAAGGGGUGUCUCUACCCAGACUGCAUCACUUACCACUGUCUGGAAAGUUUUGCUAAGCCAGGCUAACUCCUGUGCAAACCCACUGACUACUGCCCUGAAAGACAAUAAAGCUCUCUGAGCACUCAUCACUAAA
Messenger RNA from Alligator mississippiensis (American alligator), 7399 nucleotides. RefSeq names its product olfactory receptor 6X1-like. The coding region runs from base 4678 to 5604 and encodes 308 amino acids. Gene Ontology annotation, molecular function: G protein-coupled receptor activity; olfactory receptor activity. Gene Ontology annotation, biological process: G protein-coupled receptor signaling pathway. The transcript has 3 exons. Lineage: Eukaryota; Metazoa; Chordata; Crocodylia; Alligatoridae. Gene Ontology annotation, cellular component: membrane. The record is from RefSeq and is a predicted model, not a curated record.